Ambispora leptoticha is the source of this 747-nucleotide messenger RNA. Lineage: Eukaryota; Fungi; Glomeromycota; Glomeromycetes; Archaeosporales; Ambisporaceae. The record is from the annotation of a GenBank genome assembly.
AUGGGCGAAUCAAGAACCGAGUUGCUCGCAUGGAUAAACGAUUUGUUGCAAUUAAACUAUACAAAAGUAGAACAAAUGGGGACAGGCGCCGCUCAUUGUCAGAUUAUGGACUCGAUAUUUGGCGAUGUUCAAAUGAACAAAGUAAAAUUCGGAUCAAAACAUGAGUAUGAAUAUGUGGCAAAUUUCAAAGUGCUGCAAACUACAUUUGAUAAGCACAAAAUUGACAAGAUGGUUCCAGUUGAACGUCUUGUUAAAUGCAAGUUCCAAGAUAAUCUUGAAUUCUUACAAUGGAUGAAAAAAUAUUGGGAUACUUUUUAUCCUGGUGGUCCUUACGACGCACUCGCCAGACGGGGACCUGGAAAUAAUCCGGCCAAAACGGUCACUGGUGGUUCUGCCCCAAGGGUAGCCACAAAGAGACCAGCUGCUGGUGGAGGUAGUGCUACACAUCAUGCCGUUAGCACUGCCGGUAGUAAAUCUGGUGGUUAUGAUCAAGUUCAAAUUCUGGAAUUGAAUAAACAAGUUGAAGAAUUGAAAGUCACGGUGGACGGACUUGAGAAAGAACGCGACUUUUAUUUUGGAAAAUUGCGAGAUAUCGAGAUUCUCGUACAACAAUCAAUCGAAGAAGCGCCAGACAAUCAACUAUUGAAAGAGAUUCAAGCCAUUUUAUACAGUACAGAAGAUGGCUUCGAAGUUCCACCAGAAGGUGCUGCCCCAGUCGAAGGAGCAUAUGAAGAAGAAACAUUCUAA